CUUAAAAUUCUUUUAAACAAUUCUUCAAUAAUUCUUCCAUGUAUUCCCUUCUGUUACUUGUUGUGGUUAUAUAAUUUCGUUUCCUUCCCUCAGGAACAACUGGCUUCGCUUCGCAGCGAAAAGGAUUCCCUGGAGGCGGUACUGUUCGACACGAACACAUCGCUCGAGGAAGCCGAAGCUCGGAAGGAUGCUCUCGAGCGGGAGAAUCAGGAUCUACUCAAGCAGGAAUCGCACAAGGCACUGAUCGGUCGACUCAAUAAGGAUUUGGAAAAUGCCGAACGUCGGGCCCAAGACAUCAAAAUCCAACUGACCAAUGCGGCCGCCAACCAAGAGGCCGAGUUUCUCCAAAAGUUGUCCAAUUUGCGCACUUUCGGCGAGGAAAACAUCAAGAAGUUGAACGAGGAGAAGGAAGCCAUUCGCAACUCGCUGGAGAAGCGAAUGAGCCAAGCUCUACAGGCGUUGGAGAAUGGCAAGGACGCUGAAAUUCAAACUCUGAAGGAACAGUUUGAGGCACUGCAGAUGCAUCUGGAGGCGCUGAAUCAGCAACAUGAAGAGGUGGUCCUGCGGGCCGAGAAUGAGAAGCAGCAGGCUCUGUUGAUUGCUCACCGGGACAAGCAAGCAGUAAUGGAGAAGUUAGACGCGACCGCACGAGAGCUCAAGCUGGAACUGGACAACGGCGAUCGGUUAAAGCGCGAGAUGGUUGCCCGUCAGGAGAAGGACCGGACAACGAUCGGUUGCCUGAGAGAUGAAAUCGCCAAAAUGCGCACCAAGAUGGAAGAGGCAAGGAUUCGAGCGGAAGAGGAACUGAAUCGACUCGAGGUUGUACAGGGGGCAUUGCGGGAUGAGAAAGAUGCUGCAUUGAAGGAAAUCGAAGAACUGAAGGUUCAGUUACGACUGACAGAAGAUCGAUGCGACGGGGUUAGUUUGCAGCUGCAGGACACCCAGCGAAAAUUAAAGGAAGCUGAGAAUUGUAUUGACGCUACAAGAAAGGAGUUAACUGAUACACGUCGAACAUUAGCGGACAGCAACAUUGAGCGGGAUAAGUAUGCCAACAGCAACAAGGAGCUACGAGACCACGUGAAACGAGUCGAGGGACAACGCCGGGAGCAAGCUCGAUCAAUGGACGAUGCUUUGCAGAAGAUUGCAGGAUUGGAAGAGUCCCGCAAUCUACUCGAACAGGAAAAGGUCCGCUUGCAGACCAUCCUGAAGGAAACGGAAAACAAUAUGACCAAAUUGAACAAGGAUUUAUCCACUGCCCAAACCGACAUUCAAAAGUUCCAGUCCCAAUCGACUCAAAACGAUGCCGCGGAGAAGGAACUACAGGCACGCCUAACAAACGAAUCCGAAGAGAAGGAGCGCAUCUUGCAGGAAUUGCAUCAAAUCAAAAAGCAAAUGUCUGAUUUGGAGGGAACGCUGUGCGCCACUCGUCAAGAGUUGGGCAGAGCUCGUUGCAAGGCAAAUCAAGACGAGCAUCGAUUCCACCAGCGAGAGCAGGAGUUAUGCGCUCGUAUAGAGGAAGGCAGAGGACGUGAAAAGCGACUGGAAGAUCAGAAGCAUAAUCUGGAAGUGUGUUUGGCCGAUGCAACACAACAGAUCCAGGAGCUCAAAGCACGACUCGGAGGUUCGGAAGGACGCGUUCGUGCUUUAGAUGAACAAUUAGUUCACUUGGACGCGAUCAAAAAGGAAACAGAGAACAAACUAAGCUCGAUUGGCCAUACGUUGAGAAGGAUUGCCGGGAUUCAAAUGGACGGAUCGGUUAGCUUGCCGUAUCGUCUACUCAGUCCAUCUAGAAGAUAUAGCCCGGCUCGCGGUCGCAGCGAUCGAGAUGAGUUUCACCACCACCACCACCAUCACCAUCAUCAUCAACAACAGGAAACGAGAAGCCUUUCGGGAGACAAUGCAAUCAUCGAUGUCGAUCCAGAAAUGGUACGCAAGGGUGUGCGUACGCUAAUGCAACAGGUGGCGCAAAUCGAGCGCGAAAGAGAUGAUUUCAAGAUGCAACUUUGUACUGCGAAAAAGCAGCUUCAAGAAGGCGGAGACAAUCAAAUGCGUUUGGAAGGAAAGAUUUGUAAAUUGCAACAGCACAAUCGGGCUAUCCACGAGGAUAAGACCAAUUUGGAGGCCAAGCUAGCGCAGAAAACUACUGCGUUGCAAACCACCGAGGAGACACUCAGACAGAAAAGCGACGAUUUAAACAUAACGCGAGAGAAGGCUGCCCAUUUGGAGCAAUCUCUCAGCACUACGGCCGAGGAGAAGAGUCAACUGGAAGAACGCUUGGAGAAAUGCAGACAAAACGCCUGUCGCUUGGAGUCCGACAAGCGGCAUCUGCAGGACGAGUUGGCUCGCACAGAAGGACGUGCAUCGAAACUUGAUCUCCAACGCGUCGCUCUCGAGGGAGAUAUUCAACGUUUGCAGAUGGCACUCCAGGAGAAAGACUGUACUAUCAGAAACCUUCAAGAACGCUUGGAGAACCAAAGAUCGGGAACGCAGCUGGAAGAUCGAUGUGCCGCGCUCAAGAGUACGGUUGAUCAGUUGAAGGAACGCCUGCAAGCGGCAGCCAUUACUGAGACCGAACUACGAGGGGAAAUUGCCGGAUUGCAACGUCAUAACACCGACCAAGGGCAUACAUUCGCCCUGGGACAGGACAAACUUAAGCAACUCCAGAAAACUCUUACCAAUAGCGAGAAUGAGCGUCGAGUUCUUUCGGAGCGCUUGGACGCCUCACAGCACACCAUCAAUGAGCUUAGAAGAAGCCAGCAAGCGACACAAGAUCAAACGCAACGUUUGCAAGAGCAAAUAGCUGAAUGUGAAGUACAGAAGUCGGCUCUUGAGUCACAGCUGCGGCUAGCCAAGUGGAAUCAGGAGAAUGCCGAACAGUUUGGCGGUGGAACUGGUGGAGACCAGGAUCUUGCGCGACAAUUGGUUAACUCACAGCGGGACCGUACCGAGCUGAGAAAUAAGCUGGAGGCCAUGAAGGAGAAGGUUCGUCACAUGGAGAACGAAAAGCUUGGUUUGGAGAAGAGUGGCAGCAAAUUUUCUGGCCAUGUGCAGUUUGAUCGAUCGGAGAAGAGCUUGCUGGGAGAUUCUGGGGAACUGGAUUCGAAUCGCUUGGAGUCUAGCGGUUACGGUGGUAUGGGAACCGGGAGUGCAAAAUACAGUUGCGGUCUGGAUCAUGCUCAGAUCGAGCAAGAAAGCCGAGAUUUGCGCAUGAAGGUACGUCGCAUGGAAACUCUGUUGGCCGAAAAGGAAGCCGAGCUGGCGCGGGCCAAGGCAAAAAUGUUGGAAUCGCCGAGCAAGUCUAGCAUGAGUGGGUAUGGAGGAGGUGGUGUUGGUGCAGCUAGUUCUGAAAUCGAGCGUCACCGAAAUGCUCAAGUACAGGCCGAACGGCUGCUGGAUGCCAGAGAACAGUCGCAUCGACAGCAAGUGCUUCGGUUGGAAAAUCAAAUCUCGAUGUUGAGAGAGCAGCUGGCUCAGGAAGCAAAACGUCGGCAGAUGUAUAUUCUGAGGAGCUCGCGUGCCGGUCGAGAGAUGCAACAGCUGCGUCAAACGCUCGGCGAUUCGUUGCGAAAUGUUACACAGGAGCCGAUCGACUCGUCACUGUUGGAAAGUGAAGCCAGACGGUUAGACAGUGCUGUAUCGAUGAGCUUGCCGCCAACGACCAGUAGAGAUUUGGACCGUAGUUUGAGUCCCACGUAUCGCUAAGGAUCGUAUGCUAAUCGUAUUUCAUAUUCCAUUGAUGGUAAAACCAAAGAUUUAGUAGCUACCUGAAUAUAAGACGAAAGUAGGAAAUUGAACAUUAAUACAUAAUAACAUG
Aedes aegypti (yellow fever mosquito) is the source of this 3814-nucleotide messenger RNA. Its product is annotated as rootletin-like. Lineage: Eukaryota; Metazoa; Arthropoda; Insecta; Diptera; Culicidae. The record is from RefSeq and is a predicted model, not a curated record.